Molecule: messenger RNA, 1690 nt
Organism: Carcharodon carcharias (great white shark)
Lineage: Eukaryota; Metazoa; Chordata; Chondrichthyes; Lamniformes; Lamnidae
Gene: rergla
Product: RERG/RAS-like a
Exons: 5
Coding region: 251-853 (200 amino acids)
Molecular function (GO): GTPase activity; GTP binding
Source: RefSeq, a predicted model, not a curated record
CCCCAAAUACGGAUCUGCCACGUCUCCUGGAGGCCAGGAGUGAUAUUGACAGUUUAUUGCGCCAAAGUGACGCAAGCCGAGGCGCAGUUUCAGGAAGCAUUUCGCCCCCGGCGACAGGUUCUAAAUCAGGAUGUGCCUUUAGCCUCAAGAAGUCGAGGGAGCGCGAUAUAAACAGCCUCAUAUAGUCUAGAUUCGAAUUAGAGGAAGGUUUCAGCGUGUCUCCAGCUCACAAACUGCAGGGAUCAAGAACAUGAAUGAAGUCAAACUCGCUGUGCUAGGAACUGAUGGAGUUGGGAAAUCCGCCCUCAUCGUGCGUUUUCUAACCAAACGUUUCAUCGGCGAGUAUGCGUCCAAUUCCGAGUGUAUCUACAAAAAACGCUUAUCCAUAGACGGGAGGCAAACAAAUUUAGAAAUAUUUGACCCUUGUCCCCAACAUUCUGAGAGUAAGUCAUCAUUGAUUGAUCAAGUGAACUGGGCUGAUGGGUUUGUUGUGGUGUACGAUAUUGGUGAUCGAUCCUCCUUUGUGUUUGCAAAAGCACUCGUUCGGCGAAUCCGAGAACUAAUUAGUGAAAUUUGCAAACGAGAGGUUACAUCGAUAAUAUUUUUGGUUGGCAAUAAGCAAGACCUAUGCCACGUGAGAGAAGUGAGAGAGGAGGAAGGACUGCUUCUAGCUGGAGAAAACAAAUGCCAGUUUUGCGAACUGUCGGCAGCUGAGCACUACCAAGAGGUGGCAGUGAUGUUUUUAAAGGCCAUCAGGAGUGUAAGCGGGAGCCGCAGAAGAAGACCCAGUGGUUCAAAAUCAAUGGCUAAGUUAAUUAAUAAUGUAUUUGGUAAAAGAAGGAAAUCUGUGUAGCUUGAUACAAUUUUCUUCACACUGAUGUACUGUAAUGUAUGCAAGCCCCCCAAUAAUACCUGUUGUUUCAGUUUUCCCUAAUCACAAUCUGUAAAUAGACAUUUAAGUUAACCGUUUUGGAUCGACAGAGAAUAAAAACCCAGAAAACCACAUCCAGGUGCUUUCUUUCUGGAUGAACGUUACAUUGCCAAUUGAAAAAGAUGGAAUGUAGUGGCAGUUGUGGUGGGGAGAGGUUGUUCUGAUUGAGCAUUCUUGGCAUAAGUUGUGUGUAGAGAAUCAUGGGGGUUGCAAAUGGAACAUACUGACAAUCUCUGCUCAAAGACCUGCCUUUCACUCCCAUCAUGUAAAGCUUUUUGUUAGAGGUGCUAAUUUGUAAACAUUCCUUAUGUGAUCUACUGUCAGUGACUCUAUAAGAUAUAUUGGUACAUUAUGUCAUGCACACUAUAAGAAUGCAGUGAAAUAUGAAAUUGUAUUAUAUUUUGAUUACUAUUUAAGGGUGCAUCAUUUGGGGGAGACCAUCAAUAAAUCUUACGGUUUAUAUGCAAAUUAUAACAUAUAAAUUGCUUUUCCAAGAUGAAAUUCCACUGUUCUGUCACACUUGAGAGUUUAUGUCAGCAGCAUGUGUUUGGUACACAGUAAAGGUACAAAUAUAAAACCUAAAUUUAUGUCACAACAGAUGUAAAUAUGUGAAAGUUUUGUAAAUCACAAAUAAUACUAGGAUCUUAUUGUACAAGUUUAUGUAAAUGAAGCACUUUGUCAAUCCCAUGAUCUGUUGGUUGAUUUAUACUUUUUAUAUUUCUAUCGUUUCAGUGCCAUGCAAUUAAAACCUUUACAUUA